Molecule: messenger RNA, 1256 nt
Organism: Chelonoidis abingdonii (Abingdon island giant tortoise)
Lineage: Eukaryota; Metazoa; Chordata; Testudines; Testudinidae
Product: neuronal-glial cell adhesion molecule-like
Molecular function (GO): protein binding
Source: RefSeq, a predicted model, not a curated record
AGCCCCCGAGCGUUACCCUGAGGGGGUGGCCGGCGAGGGAAACGAAACCAACAACAUGCUCAUCACCUGGCAGCCCCUGAACAAGUCGGACUGGAACGCCCCCGAGCUCAGCUACCGGGUGCAGUGGCGACGUCUGGGUGAGGGGGGGAGCUGGAGCGAGGAGACAGUCAGAGGCCCCCCCUUGCUGGUAACGAGGACCCCCACCUUUGUCCCCUACGAGAUCAAGGUGCAGGCCGUGAACCCCAUCGGCAAGGGGCCCGAGCCCCCCACUGUGGUGGGGUACUCUGGGGAGGAUGUGCCCCAGGUGAACCCCGAGAACGUGGGGGUGGAAAUAUUCAACAGUACCAGCGUCCUUGUCAGCUGGACCCUCCCCAACAGAGACCAGCUGCGGGGUCACCUCCGGGGGUUCAGGGUGUUUGAACUGGCGGUGGGCAGCAUGCGGGAAGGAAGGCGGCCAGGCCCGGUCCAGCCGCCCCCGCUGCGUGCUGACGGUGGGAGGGGGAGGCGUCGCAGCCCGGCACAGGGCGCAGCGAUGGCGCCCGCAGCGAGACAUCGAAUUCUGCACCCCGAGGGAGUGCCCAGCCCCCCAGCUCACUGCUCUGGAGCGGGGUGUCGGACACGGUGCUGGCUCUGGAGUGGACAGCCCCCCAGUUCCCCAAUGCGGGCGCUGACCGGUACCUUGCUGCAGUACCAGCAGGUGAAUGGGUCGGAGCUGGGCCCCCUGCACGAAAUCUCCUUCCCUGUCUCCCAGCUGAAUGGGACGCUGGCCCGGCUGGACCCACGGGCGCGGUACCGGUUCCAGCUGCGGGCGCUGACACGGGCCGGCCAGGGCGAGCCGCUGCUGCAGGAGGGCAGCACCGUGCCUGAGCCAGUGCUCCCCACUUUGGAGAACAUCAGCAUCUCGCUGGUGGGGCCCGAUUUCACCGUCUUCACCUGGGUCCCGAGCCGGCCCCAGGCCAGCGUGGAGUUCGAAAUCCAGUUCAUGAGCAAAUCCAUGGCCGAGCCCUGGCGCACAUCUGGCCAGGCCAACUCCACCCACGGCUCCUACCGGCUCCUCCACCUGCAGCCCGGCACCUCCUACCGCGUCCAGUUCGUGGGGCGCGACCCCUCGGGGGGCAACGUCUCCUUCUGGGAGAGCGAGGUGGAGACCAACGGCAAGUGUGAGUGAGACCCCCGGGGGGCAGAGCCCAGCCCCAUCCCCAUCCCCCCGACCCGCGGCUCCCUCGGGGACCAGGGUCCUCCAUACUUGGUCACCU